Molecule: messenger RNA, 216 nt
Organism: Sphaeroforma arctica JP610
Lineage: Eukaryota; Ichthyosporea; Ichthyophonida
Exons: 1
Biological process (GO): protein phosphorylation; negative regulation of canonical Wnt signaling pathway; signal transduction
Cellular component (GO): axon; cytosol; nucleus
Molecular function (GO): protein serine/threonine kinase activity; ATP binding
Source: RefSeq, a predicted model, not a curated record
AUGGUCCAUGCACCCUCACAUCUUCAAGCAGAAAAGGAUGGGGCUAAGAUCACGACCGUAGUCGCGACCACACCCGGCGGCGAUAGCAAGGAAGUCCAAUACACAGAGCCUAAUGUCGUGGGAAAUGGCUCGUUCGGUGUGGUGUUCCAAGCUCGCCUAGUCAAAACAAACGAAACCGUAGCUAUCAAGAAAGUACUACAGGACAAGCGCUUCAAG